Molecule: messenger RNA, 1047 nt
Organism: Sporothrix schenckii 1099-18
Lineage: Eukaryota; Fungi; Ascomycota; Sordariomycetes; Ophiostomatales; Ophiostomataceae
Product: cwl1
Exons: 3
Coding region: 1-1047 (348 amino acids)
Source: RefSeq, a predicted model, not a curated record
AUGGCGGACACAGCCGGUUACUCCACCAACGGUGGCGUCACGAGCCCUAUUGCCACCGCCGCCAAGGGCGAGGCUGCAAAGACCUCAAGCGAGUUCAACAAGCUGGCCAACGCCCGCCAGACCCCGUCAACACCCGCGGCCACUGGUCAGCCCCUGACGCACUACCACUCAUUCUUUUCCGAACUUCUGUCGUGGAACAACCCCCGCGCCUCCGGAAUUGCCUAUGCCUCGAUCGUGGCCUUUAUUUUUGCCGUCAGAUACCUCGACGUCAUCCGGUGGGGUCUGAGGCUGACGUGGAUGAUCCUCGGCGUCACUGUCGCCGCUGAGACUGCGGGCAAGCUGGUCCUGAACAAGGGCCUUGCCAGCCAGAUCCGCCCCCGCACGUACUACACCCUCCCGCGCCAGGCGCUGGACAAUGUUCUCGGCGACGUGCACGAGUUGCUCAACUUCUUUGUCAUCGAGGCCCAGCGCAUCGUCUACGCUGAGAACGUCGCUGUGUCCGCUGCUGCCUGUGUUGCUGCUUUCCUGUCGUACUACCUCGUCAAGAUCGUGCCGUACUGGGGUCUUGCUCUGAUCGGCACUAGCAUCGCCUUCAUCGCGCCGCUCAUCUACAAGACCAACAAGGAGCUUAUCGACGCCCAGGUCAAGAAUGUGUCUGAUCUCGUCGGCGCCCAGACCAGCCAGCUCCGCGACGUUGCGAACAAGCACACCGCCCAUGCCACCGAGGUUACGAAGCAGUACAUGGGCGACUACACGGCCAAGGCCCAGCAGUUGCUUGGCGGCCGUUCUGCUCCCGUCUCUGUCCCGACACCCGCUGCCUCCAAGCCGGCUCCCGCCGACACCAAGGCCGCGCCUUUUGCCUCCAAGUCUGUGCCGGUUGCUAAGCCUGUGACCGUCGUUCCGGCGGUCGUGGCGACUGCCCCGUCUGUCCCCACGACCGAACCCGUGACGAGAUACGAGGAGACCGACUUCCCUACCGCUCCCAAGGUGGAUCUAAAUUCGCAGCCGCCCAAGGUUUCGGCUGAGGAGCCCCUUGUCUCCCUGUAA